This is a messenger RNA of Dipodomys ordii (Ord's kangaroo rat), 987 nucleotides long. RefSeq names its product tumor protein p63 regulated 1 (gene Tprg1). Gene Ontology annotation, cellular component: cytoplasm. Lineage: Eukaryota; Metazoa; Chordata; Mammalia; Rodentia; Heteromyidae. The transcript has 5 exons. Bases 1 to 843 code for a protein of 280 amino acids. The record is from RefSeq and is a predicted model, not a curated record.
AUGUCAACAAUUGGGAAUUUCGAGGGAUUUCAGCCUGUGUCUCUGAAACAAGACGAUGAUGAUCAACCUUCUGAAGCUGAUCACCUGUCUGUGAAGGAGGGGCAGGUGGGCAAGGAAGAUCGCAGGCCCAAGCAGAUCUCAAGGCAGUCAAGUGUGACUAAAUCAACACUCUACCCCAAUCCUUACCACCAGCCCUAUCUCUCACGGAAGUACCUCGUUACACGGCCAGGCACCAUUGAGACUGCCAUGGAAGACCUGAAGGGUCAUAUAGCUGAGGCAUCUGGAGAGAACAUUCAAGGUUUCUGGCUCUUGACAGAGAUUGACCAUUGGAACAAUGAAAAGGAGAAGAUUUUGAUGCUCACUGAUCAGACUCUCUUCAUCUGCAAAUAUGACUUCAUCAUGCUCAGCUGUGUGCAGAUGCAGAAAAUCCCCCUCCAUGCUAUCUGUCGCAUCUGCCUGGGCAAGUUUGUGUUCCCAGGGAUAUCACUGGACAAAAGACCAGGAGAAGGCCUGAGGAUCUCCUGGGGAAGCCCGGAUGAGCAGUCCCUGUUGUCCCGUUGGAACCCAUGGUCCACUGAGGUCCCUUACGCCACCUUCACUGAGCAUCCUAUGAAGUACACCAGUGAGAAGUUCCUUGAAAUUUGCAAGUUGUCUGGGUUCACAUCUAAGCUUAUUCCAGCGAUUCAGAAUGCCUAUAAGACUUCCACUGGAUCUGAACGAGGAAAGGAACUGAUGGUAUUAACUCAACCCAUUCUGAUUGAGACUUAUACGGGCCUCAUGUCAUUCAUUGGAAACCGUAACAAACUUGGCUACUCCCUUGCCCGUGGGAGUAUUGGUUUUUAAAAUUUUCUUAUUUUUCAGUUUUGUAUAUCAUCUUUAGAUGUGCCAUUGCUGAAUAUUUUGUUUAAUUUCAUGACAUUUUUGAACCAGAACAAUGAAUUACUUUCCCAGAUGACUUUGAAUAUUCUAUAAUUUAAGAAAUCUGAA